AGGUAUUACAAAUUCUAAUGGCCCAAUUUAAAAGAAAGCCCAUUAUCUCAAUUUAACAAAAGUAACUCUAAUGGCCCAAUUAAAAAGAAAGCCCAUCAUCAUCCCAAUUAAAUAAAAAAGGCAGCAGCUACAACUUUGAAGUUUUGAAUGAAUUGUUUCUACGGGAAAUUUUGAAAAAUAGAACGCAGCUGCAGGGUUACCCACUACAGAAACUUGCCCCGCGUCCGGCGUCAGCUCCUACUGUUCCGACUUCCGACGAUUAACGCCGCUGCCCCGUGCCAACACUAAAUUCUCUCCCAUUCCAAUUUUUGGUACUUCAAAUAUAAUUCAAGGUUAAGACGCCGUUUUCAGAUGGCAACUCACGAGGCUGAUAAAAAUUCCCUUUCUCCAUCUCGUAUAGAAUCACUCGAACCAGCAGCCAUGCAGGAGAAAGCUCACAAAGGUUCCUCAAGUUCUGGAUCCAAGCAUGAAUCUCGGGAACAUGCAAGAGAUAGGGAGAGGGAGUCCUCUAAAAGCAGAGACAGGGAGAGGGAAAGAGGUCGAGACAAAGAUAGAGACAGGGACAAAGAGAAGGAUAAGGAGCGAGAAAGGGUGAGGGACAGAGAUAGGGAAAGGGAUAAGGACAGGGAUAAAGACAGGGAAAGAGAACGGGACAAAGAUCGUGAUCGGCAUCACCGAGAUCGCCACAGAGACAGAAGUGAGAGAAGGGAAAGGACCAGAGAUAGGGAUGAUCGUGAUGACUACUACCGAAGCCGAGACUAUGACAUGCGGAAAGAUUAUGAUAAAGAUAGGGAGGAAAGACACAGGCACAGAUCAAGAUCUCGUUCUAGGGCUAAAUCUGAGCACAGAUCAAGGUCACGGUCUCGUUCACGUUCCAAAAGCAAAAGGAUGAGUGGUUUUGACAUGGCUCCUCCUGCUGCAUUGCUUCCAAAUACUGCCGCUGCUGUUGCAGGUCAGCUUCCGGGAGCACCCCCCACCCUUCCUGGAAUGUUCCCCAACAUGUUAUCUUUGCCAGGCGGACAGUUUGGAGCCCUCCCUGGGAUGCCUGUGCAGGCAAUGACUCAGCAGGCUACCAGACAUGCUCGCAGGGUCUAUGUUGGUGGCCUUCCACCAACUGCUAAUGAACAGACUGUGGCAACAUUCUUUAGUCAUGUUAUGUCAGCAAUCGGAGGAAAUACUGCCGGUCCAGGAGAUGCCGUAGUGAAUGUUUACAUUAACCAUGAGAAGAAAUUCGCUUUUGUGGAGAUGAGAUCAGUUGAAGAGGCUAGCAAUGCAAUGGCUUUAGAUGGCAUUAUUUUUGAGGGUGCACCAGUUAAAGUGAGAAGACCGAGUGACUAUAACCCCUCGCUUGCUGCCACUCUUGGCCCCAGUCAACCUAAUCCCAAUCUGAAUCUUGCCGCUGUUGGGUUGACACCAGGAUCUGCUGGGGGCCUUGAGGGUCCGGACCGCAUAUUUGUUGGUGGGUUGCCGUAUUAUUUCACAGAAUCGCAGAUCAGGGAGUUGCUCGAAUCCUUUGGACCACUUCGGGGUUUUGAUCUGGUUAAAGAUAGAGAAACAGGGAACUCCAAAGGCUAUGCAUUUUGUGUUUACCAGGAUUUAUCAGUUACAGAUAUUGCUUGUGCAGCUCUUAAUGGGAUAAAGAUGGGUGAUAAAACGCUCACUGUCAGGCGUGCUAAUCAGGGUGCAACACAACCUAAACCCGAGCAGGAGAGCGUGUUAAUGCAUGCGCAACAACAAAUUGCAUUACAGAGACUCAUGCUAGCUCCUACUAUUGCACCAGCGACAAAGGUCGUUUGCUUAACAAAUGUGGUUACCCUGGAUGAGCUCAUGGAUGACGAUGAUUACGAAGAUAUACUUGAAGACAUGAGAACUGAAUGUGGGAAGUUUGGUACAUUGGUGAAUUUGGUAAUCCCCCGCCCAGUUCCCGUUGAAGAAAAUGCACCAGGUGUAGGGAAGGUCUAUUUGGAAUAUGCGGACACUGAGAGUGCUGUAAAAGCUCGGCAAGGACUGAAUGGAAGGAAAUUUGGGGGAAAUGAAGUUGUGGCAGUUUUCUACCCAGAAAAUAAGUUUUCCGAAGGAGAUUACAGCGCAUAGUUUCUAAGCGUCACGUAUUUGGAUUUGAAGUAGGUUUGUUGCAAAGGCCUGUUGUGAUUUAGUCCUGCACGAAACCACCUCUAAAACUAUAUGUAUGAUGUUAUGAUUCUGAUAGAAUUGGACAAGAGUUUGAGCUACACUACAAAAGUGUUAGUUUUUAUUAUGCGAAGGUGAAUUCACCUGAGUUUUGAGGAGAAUAUAUUGAGCUGAAAAGUUCAGAUGAAAUCUCUUUAUCAAGGUUAGAAGUUGAAUAAAAUCGAGGUGAACCCUAAA
Salvia miltiorrhiza (redroot sage) is the source of this 2367-nucleotide messenger RNA. Its product is annotated as splicing factor U2af large subunit B-like. Gene Ontology annotation, biological process: mRNA processing. Bases 352 to 2094 code for a protein of 580 amino acids. The transcript is spliced from 14 exons. Gene Ontology annotation, cellular component: U2AF complex; commitment complex; U2-type prespliceosome. The record is from RefSeq and is a predicted model, not a curated record. NCBI's taxonomy places the organism in Eukaryota, Viridiplantae, Streptophyta, Magnoliopsida, Lamiales, Lamiaceae. Gene Ontology annotation, molecular function: pre-mRNA 3'-splice site binding; poly-pyrimidine tract binding.